AUGCCAAGCCAGCAGAAGAAAAUCAUCUUUUGCAUGGCCGGUGUGUUGAGCUUUCUCUGUGCUCUCGGAGUUGUGACAGCAGUGGGGACACCAUUGUGGAUUAAAGCCACUAUCCUCUGCAAAACGGGAGCUCUGCUCGUCAAUGCCUCCGGGAAGGAGCUGGACAAAUUCAUGGGUGAGAUGCAGUAUGGGCUUUUCCACGGAGAAGGCAUAAGGCAAUGUGGGUUAGGAGCAAGGCCUUUCCGGUUCUCAUUCUUCCCAGAUUUGCUCCAAGCCAUCCCUGUGAGCAUCCACGUCAAUAUCAUUCUCUUCUCCAUGAUUCUUGUCGUCGUAACCAUGGUGGGGACAGCCUUCUUCAUGUACAAUGCUUUUGGCAAGCCCUUUGAAACUCUGCAUGGACCACUGGGGCUGUAUCUGGUGAGCUUCAUUUCAGGCUCCUGUGGCUGUCUUGUCAUGGUAUUGUUUGCCUCAGAAGUGAAAAUCCACCACCUCUCAGAAAAAAUUGCAAAUUUUAAAGAAGGAACAUAUGCCUACAAAACACAAACUGAAAACUAUACCACCUCAUUCUGGGUCGUUUUCAUUUGCUUUUUUGUUCAUUUUUUGAAUGGACUCCUGAUAAGACUUGCUGGAUUUCAGUUCCCUUUCACAAAAUCAAAAGAUACAGAGACCACUAAUGUGGCUGCAGAUUUAAUGUACUGA
Meriones unguiculatus (Mongolian gerbil) is the source of this 699-nucleotide messenger RNA. It is a transcript of the gene Clrn1, whose product is annotated as clarin 1. Bases 1 to 699 code for a protein of 232 amino acids. The transcript is spliced from 3 exons. The record is from RefSeq and is a predicted model, not a curated record. Gene Ontology annotation, biological process: equilibrioception; sensory perception of sound. Lineage: Eukaryota; Metazoa; Chordata; Mammalia; Rodentia; Muridae.